GUGAAAACUGCCUCAAGUGAAAGCUUGCCUCGCUGUCACGCGAGCUAGUGUCUCUUCGCCGGCAGCGUUCGGGUACAUUCGUUAAAGCUCGACUGUGUUCAGCGCGUGAGAAUGGGGGCAGAGCAAGCGCAGCUUGCGAACUGCCUGUGCGACAAACCGAACUGCCUCUGACGCGUAUUUCAUUCCACCGGACUGUUCACCUGGGAGACCGCAUGAAAAACAGACCACUACACGUUUGCUGAUACUAUCUGCCAUCUGUUUCACUGAAGGAAUGUGGUGCAAUUAGCUGCAUUGAGGAAUACAUUUUCAUAAACAAAAGUUUGUUUACUGUGAAAAGACUAGCACAGUUGAAACACCAAGCAGUGCGGUUUACAGUAGGCACCAAUUAAACGUUCAGAGGGAACAUGGCGACGGGUGGAUUUAGAUCAAGCGCGACUACGGACUUUUUGGAAGAAUGGAAAGCCAAACGUGAGAAAAUGAGGGCGAAAAUGCUUGGGGAUGUUACUGCGUCUGGCAGCGGGAGCGGCGCCGCGGCUUCCUCGCUUGGAACAAACAGCAAAAGCGAGACCCGGAAUACAAGCCAGAGCCCCGAAUUAAACAACAACGGCAACCCGGACCGCGGAGGUCCGACUUCUGUCAACUGCGCGUCAUCUCAUCCCGUUGUUCGGUCGUCCUCCUCGUCUGCCCUGAGGAGACCGGACGAUGACCCACACUCGACACCAGCCACCAGGGGGUCCGAUCCCCCGGUAGGACACCUGAAGAAGGCACCCCAGCCCGAGAAAGUAAUAAUAAGCACCCCUCAACCGGAGUCCAGCGGGAAUGCGUACGUCGAAGACGACACGGAGAGCCCGACUCUAGGAACUAGCUCCAGCAAGGGGAAAGAGAAGAAGAGCACCGGUCCCAGCGCCAGGAGGGGAAAGGGCCAGAUAGAAAAGAGAAAGUUGCGGGAGAAGCGGAGAUCUACAGGUGUUGUCAGCAUGCCGUCCAACGAGAGUCUGGACGAGCUGGAAGACGAUGACGGCGUGGAGAAGGAGAAGAAGGAGGAGGAGCUCACUCAGCUCAACACUGUCCAGAAUGAGGCCUUGGCUUCUGAUCCCGCCACGGCCCAGCUCUCACCGGAGUCACAGAGAGCAGCGGCAGGCCGGUACAGAAGCUCGCCAGGCCCGGGUGCUGAAGAGGAGGCGGGCGGCGGCGGCGGCGGCGGCCGGCAUCGCCCUGGUUACGGUCGGCACGGAAGAGAGUCUGGCUCCGCUGGCGGGCUGGAGAGGAAGCUGGAGGAGCUGGAGAAGGAGCUCGCCAGAGAGAGGCAGGAAUUCUCUCGGCUACUGAAGGCCCACGAGGACAAAGACGAGCUCAUCCUCAAACUGAAGGAGGAGAUCGACUUACUGAACAGAGACCUUGAUGACAUUGAGGACGAGAAUGAGCAGCUUAAACAAGAGAACAAAACCCUCCUCAAAGUGGUUGGUCAGCUGACCAGUUCCUCUGGAGUGACAGAUUUACCUGUUGUGAGCUCCAGGUGAUGCCUGGGCAGAUUGAUGUCUCUUGGAAUAGGAGUGGAUUUCCAGGAGCUCUAUAACUCGCUGUGUAAAACCAUCCCAGGAAUUCCAACCCC
Molecule: messenger RNA, 1612 nt
Organism: Anguilla anguilla (European eel)
Lineage: Eukaryota; Metazoa; Chordata; Actinopteri; Anguilliformes; Anguillidae
Gene: pawr
Product: PRKC, apoptosis, WT1, regulator
Exons: 8
Coding region: 405-1520 (371 amino acids)
Biological process (GO): positive regulation of apoptotic process; apoptotic process
Cellular component (GO): cytoplasm
Source: RefSeq, a predicted model, not a curated record